UUUGUUUUAUUUAUUUGUCCUUUUCCUUUUAGAGUAUCUCCCAAAAAUGAAGCUGAAGCGCACAUUGCAUUUUGGAACUUCAACUGUAGUAUUUUGACUGUGAAUUAAAUGUUCAUCUUAAAGAUUUUUUUUAAGCAGCCACAAUCUGGAUAUAGUUUUUCCUUCUCCUGACUUAGUUGCAUGUUAAGGAAUCCAUUUAAAUCCGCCAUGGUGAUAAACCACCAAUGUCAAGCUUCAAGACACACGGCAGUCAUGUCUCUCACUCCCACACACUCUUUCUCUUUCCAGAGCAUACACGCCCGCAGGCACGCACACGGGCACGCACGAGCGCGCACGCACACACCAGCACGGCUUGAAAAUCUGUCAAUUUCUGCCGCGUGGUCACGUGUUCUCCUCCUCAGAGGAGUGGAUGGAGAUGGCUCUCCACGUCAGCUUACGUCUCCAAAUUUCUGCCUCGCGAACCUGCUUCAAAGAGGGCGAGAGGCACGGCGCUUCAGAGCCAUGUUCAGGGCGGUUAUAGAGGAAUCCAACCCCAACAUAGAGUUCUAGAAGUGGCUCAACUACGAUGAUGGAUUUCGACGAGCGGGUCCCCGUCGGAUCGAACAUGUAUUUACCCAGUUGCACUUAUUACGUUUCGGCGGGGGCUGAUUUCUCCGGUCUUCCCUCGUUUUUGUCCCAGACCCCGUCCACCCGCCCCAUGACAUACUCGUACUCCUCUAACCUGCCGCAGGUCCAACCAGUCAGAGAGGUGACAUUCAGGGACUACGCUGCCAUUGACGCGUCCAGUAAAUGGCCGCACCGGGGGAACCUAGCCCAGUGCUACCCCAGCGCGGAGGACAUGGUGCACCGGGACUGUCUGUCGGCUCAGAGCGCGGUGGUGGGGGACAUGUUCGGGAAAAACAGCCCCGCGGCCGCCGCCGCCGCCUACCACCACCACCACCACCACCACCACCAUACGGGCGCUGGCUCCGCCGCCGCCGCCGCCGCCACCAAUUUCUACGGCAACGUGGGCCGAAACGGCGUGCUGCCGCAAGCCUUCGACCAGUUUUACGAGACGGCGUACGGCAACGCGUCGGAGAGCUCCUCCACGAUUGCCUUCUCAGGGGACAAAACCGCGAUCAAGCAGCCCAGCUCGGCGCCGGAGCAAGCACCAUCUUGUCCAGACAGCGAAGCGAAGGAGCAGCGGGAUGAAACGAGCAGCCCGGAGUUAUCUUCCGGCAACAAUGAGGAGAAAUCCAGCGGCAGCAGUGGACAGAGGACCCGCAAGAAAAGGUGCCCUUAUUCCAAAUAUCAGAUCAGAGAACUUGAAAGAGAAUUCUUUUUCAGCGUGUACAUAAAUAAGGAGAAACGGCUGCAACUGUCGCGGAUGCUCAACCUCACCGACCGACAAGUAAAGAUUUGGUUUCAGAACCGUCGCAUGAAGGAGAAGAAACUGAACAGAGACAGAUUACAGUAUUACACGUCCAAUCCCCUGCUUUAGGAACCAGAACCACCCCCGCCACUAGCUCCGGUAGUCCCCUGCUGUGGGGCUGGCUACGUUUACAGACUGGCUGGCUCUCUCCAGUGUACUCUGUGUACCACAAUGGCCGCGACAGCAGCAAUAAUACUGCUCAAUGGUUAAUUUCAAGUUCGAGGACAACAGCCCGAUUAUAUGAAAUACCUUGAACUGCGACCGUCUGUGGACUUGAUUUCGCUCCUACAUUCUCCAAAAGCAGGAUAAUGUAGAAACUGUUCUUUGUCCCCCGCUAUUAGCGAAGGCCCGAGUUAAUAUUGUGGAUCACAGACGCCUUGCUUUAUUUUCGUUCCUGUGGGCAAAAAAAACAAACAAAAAAAUUAGCAGUCACAAAAUGACUGCUCCAGUGUAUUUUGUAAUCAAAAGUUAUAUUUGAUUUUCUUUGUCUGUUCAAAUCAGAAAAAGUGUUGGAUUAGGUAAAUAUGAGAUUUCUAGGCUAAUCGAAUAUUGGUGUGACCAAAUAAUGAGUCCGUUCGGACGAGAAUAAUGUGUUUUUGUUUCGUGUGCUUAUUUAUUUUGUAGCCACUUAUUUACUAUCUCCUUCAAUGCCACGGCUAUCCAAGUCACUAUUAAAGGCAGGCUGCGUGGAGUCCAUGUCGAAUGUUGACCUCAAAACCAGCUUCUUGUCGGGUCUCGUGUUGCCUGCGAUACAUGAGGGCUUUCCAAUUACAAAUUGCGUGUCUCUCAAUACUUAAGUCCCCUUUUGACUCCAGGAGACUUUCCGUGGAGUGUUGAUCAAACAGGCCAAAACCAGAGAGAUAAGCUUACACCCCGGGUCCGUGUGGAGUUGCACUGGGGUACACUCCCGACUCAUUCACACAGGUGUAGCGCCUACACGCAGUGGGCCUCUUCGGUCUGAUGUUGAUAAGAUUCUUUUUCACGAUUCGUGCUCCUGGGGUACUCGGGAUAUACAAAGACAAAAGAGCUACACUAUUUGUAGCGUGCUGUCAGGACAGGGCUGGUCAGGGUCAUCGCAUUGAAUCAACUGCUUGAUAUGUCCAAAUUAUUGUGUAUUAUACUAUAUUUCCAAAUAAUAAUAAAAAAAAACAAUUCAAACAAUUGCUGAAAACCAAGU
Messenger RNA from Menidia menidia (Atlantic silverside), 2588 nucleotides. NCBI's taxonomy places the organism in Eukaryota, Metazoa, Chordata, Actinopteri, Atheriniformes, Atherinopsidae. The record is from the annotation of a GenBank genome assembly.